UGAAGAAUUAUUACUCAUUAACGUAAUUUAGUGGACAAAGUUCACUCAAUAUCAUCUAACAAUUAUCUCUAGGAUGGUUUAAAUUGAAAAGUAUUAAAUUAUUAAUUAAAAAAAACUUAUCACUACUUCGACGUAAAAAAUUAUAAUAUGAAAGAAGGAUUUGUGUCGAAACGAGACAGUUAAUGUUUAUUUGAUUUCUAUUGUUUUAAUUAUAUCUGUAACCUAUCAAUUAGUGAAAUUUACCUUAAUUUACCUAAACGUGAAUACUCUUGAUCACAUAAAAAAAAGAUGUAUGAUAUUUAUAAAAGUGAUUAUGUAAAUUUUGAAAUAGUGAUCUUUUAAAAAUAACAGUAACAGUAUGUGUUUAAAUACUAGUCUAGAUGUAUGACCUAUUUUGAAAAAAAAUUACAAGAUAUUAGAUUCUUUCUUGAUUAAAGGUUUUAUUAAGCCAAGUACGUCUGUAUAUAGUAAUUUUAUAGUACUAGUAAAGAAAAAGUCUAGUAAAUUAUGCUUGUGUAAUUCAACUCUCUUAAUAGACAACCACUUAGACAUAUUAAAAGGUAAUUACUAUUUUUCAAAUAUUUAUCUGAAAGAUGCUUUCAAUUAUAUUGAAAUAGGUUAGUCAUCUAGGAAAUAUACAGCUUUUAUUUGUUCACAAAGUCAAUUUGAAUAUUGUAAAAUUCUAUUUGGACUUUACAUUGAAAAGAUUUAUUAAUAAUAUUUUUAAAGGUAUAAUUAAAUUAAAAAAGUAACAAAUUAUUUUGGUGAUAUUGUUAUUGUUAUUACCAGCAGUUCAACUGCUGGUAAUUAUAGGCAUGUAUAUUAUAAUCAAUGUUAUUUUAGUAAGUAAACAACAUUAUAUACAGUAAAGUCGGUGAAGACAAAAUAAUUUUAUGACUUAUUGAAUAUUUUAUCUACUAUCGUAAAAAAUUGAAAUUGUUUCAAAAGGGGUAGUAUUUUUAAUAUUGAAAUUUUCAAAAAUGUCUGCUUUGCUCGUAAUACAUUAAACAUGAAUUAACAGUUAUAAGCUUUCCACAUGUUAGCGGUCCAGUUGAGAGAUACAUCAGAACUGUAAAAUUCAAAUUAAUACAUGAAAAAGAUGACAAUUGAAAUAAGUUAUUAAACCAAGUAAAAUUUGCUAUUUACAACAAUAUACAUUUAAUAGAUCAUUAAAAAUACUCUUAUAUAAGUAUGCUACUUAUUGGAAUAAAUCAACGUGAAGAAUCUCGAUUUAAGAAUAGUGUUAGAUUGAGGUUGAGAAAGACCGUGAUUUAGAUAAAAUUAUAACUUUACCUAAAUCGCAUUCUUUUCUCUAUAAAAAGAGGCUCAAAAAAAAGAUACUACAAUGUUAUCUUAUUUUAUAUCUUAUGACCUUUGACUAGUUUCUGUAACAAUUUUAAAAUCAAUACGUAGUAGGGUAAUUUUAUGGAUUUAAUCAACAUUUAACAUUAACAUUUCGUGAUAGUCCAAUGUGAAGCGCUUAAGUAAAUAAAAAAAACAUUUCGUAGUAUUUGCAAGUUGAUUCUAUUUUUCGUGAGUUAAAAAUAUAGAAUGUAAUAAGUAUAAAAAAAUACCAGGCGCUUUUUUUUGGGCUAAAGUUUAAAUUAAAGAUGUGAUUAAAUAAAAAUUAAUUUAUUAGAUUUAAUGGACUAACUGUGCUCGAAAUUUAUUAUUCAUACUUAUAUGAAAUAAUACAAUAGAAAGGAAAGAGAUUAUAAUUAAAGUAAAUUAAAAUCAUUGACAUAGUUAUGAGGAGUGAGAGGAUAUAUCCCCAGAGUAAAAAUAUUUAUUUGGUAAAGAUACAUUAUUUUGUUUGGGGUAGUGAAAUUUUAUAUAAAUCCCUUCAAAACCCCUAAUUACGCAAUAGAUCAAAAUAAACAUAAAAAUAUGGCUCUUUUGAGUUACAGAUACUCAAAAUAUAGCAAGUAUUGAAAUUUUUCUUUUACUCUUUGCUACUUGACAUCAUAAAUAUAAAGCUUGUAUUAAUCAAAAGGGAUUAAAAACUUCGAUCGCCUCUCAGAUAAAUUAAAAUAUUUUGCAACUCUUAAAAUUUUGCUCGAAUUACGCCAUUGGUUGAAGAAAGUUCACAAUUAGAUUUUUUUUUUCAAGUAGGUAAAAAUCACUUUUCAAAAAGUCAGAAGGUCUCAAAAGCACUUUCUCUUAUCAGAAAUAAAACCAAAUAAAAAUAAAUUUUUAUUUCUGGCUAUACAAAACUGAACAACAUAAUUUCAUUGUAAAUAACAUAAUAAUUACUAUCUAUACAUAUUCAUUAUUUCUGUAAAACAACUAAUAAUACAUUUACACGUAUUUUACUCUAAAAACAAUGUCCCUUUUAGAUAGAAAAAUUUUCGAUUUAAAAUUAGCCGCAAAACAUAUUAAGAAGAACGCGAAGAAAUUGCAAAAAGAAGAAAGCAAAGAAAGGCGACAGUGUUGGCUGCAUGUGAUGCGAGGCCACCAGGACAUCGCCAGAAUUCAUGCAGAAAACGCCGUUCGUAAUCAUAAUCAAAGUUCAAAAUUGCUACAAACAGGUGCUCGGUUAGAGGGUAUAGUAAAUCGCAUACAAACGGCCAAUAUACAAAAUCAAGUUUCAUCUGCCAUGGAAUCAGUAGUGUUUUCGAUGGCUGUUGCAACACGAUCCAUGAACAUUCACUCAAUAGCACAAACAAUGGACAAAUUCGAACGAAUAACUGAACAUUUGGAAACACGUCAGGCGUAUGCUAAUGACACCAUAAACGAUAGCCAAGAAAUAGACACGGAUCAAGUAGAUAAGUUGAUGGCAAGCAUAACUGAUGAAGCCAGACUAGACCUGAAAAAUUCUUUACCCCAACCAGAAAACACGAAAAUCGUUAUCCCACCAUUACCACUACCACCUUCGAAUACUGAGUUAAAUGAAAAACUUGCUAAAUUGAGAAACAACUACAGUUUUUAGAUAUACACGUUUUUUUAAAUAUAUUUUA
Daktulosphaira vitifoliae (grape phylloxera) is the source of this 2957-nucleotide messenger RNA. RefSeq names its product charged multivesicular body protein 1b-like. The transcript is spliced from 2 exons. The record is from RefSeq and is a predicted model, not a curated record. The coding region runs from base 2324 to 2929 and encodes 201 amino acids. Gene Ontology annotation, biological process: endosome transport via multivesicular body sorting pathway; protein transport; late endosome to vacuole transport. Lineage: Eukaryota; Metazoa; Arthropoda; Insecta; Hemiptera; Phylloxeridae. Gene Ontology annotation, cellular component: multivesicular body; ESCRT III complex.